ACAGCUCCAGGCUGGAGAGCGAGAAGGGAGUCUGAGCAACGCAAAGUAACUUUAUUUCUUCUCCCCGCCCACUUCACCUGCCUCGGCUGGCUUGCGGGGUGGGGAGGACGCUCGAGGCUCCCCGUUAUUACUCCCUCGCCCCCCGAUGGGAAUUGCAUGGAUUUAGCCAAGAUGAGCUGAUUUGCACAGAAUUCUCGAGAUGACUUCCACAAACACAAGCAACAAAAACAGCUUGUACAAUGAAGAGAGAAAUUUGCUCCGUAUCCAAGCAAAAGAAAGGCGAAAUCAGGAAGCUCACCAGGAAAGAGAAGCAUUCCCUGCAGAUACUCCCCUUUUUGGAGAGCCUUACAAGAUUAACAAAGCAGAUGAAUUGUCUAGUCGAAUUCAGAAAAUGUUUGGCAACUAUGAAGAGAUGAAAGAGCUCAUCGUCAACCAGUUCCAUCAGAAUUUCAUAGGGAUUCCUACAAACGUCAUGCCUCUGAUCCCCCCACAUAAACUAGAUCGCCCACUCUUUCCUGAAAAGACAGGCACCUCAUUCCAGAAGAACAGCCAUCAUCACAAACACGCGGGACCUCUUAGUUCAGAUGUUCCUUCUGUGGGCAGCUCCUACCCAAAAAUUCACUCAAGGGUUGAACCAGCUUCACAAAGUGCUGGAUUGUCUAACUAUCAGAAGCCAGGUCCAGAGAAGAGCUGCAAGACUGAAGAACUCCAAAUUGGCAGAUGUCAGCAGAAAAGUAAAAAAUACACUGAAAAAGAUACUGCGCAUGAGACGCAACCCUCACUUAUGGAACUUUCUCCCUUAUUGUCUACAUUGCCUUCCCCUGUACUGCCUCUGUCCCCUCUACAUUCCGGCCAGUGUGUCACUUCCAGAUCCCACAGCAGUAAGAUUGAAAACCGUGGGCAAAAUAGCUCCCCAUCCUAUGAGCUGGUGACCAGCACACAUGAUAAUGAAAAUGAGGACACCUUGACUGCUACCGUAGCUGUCAAUGCUCAUCCUUCCAGCCAGACAUUUCCCUCAUCCUUGUCAUCAAAAACCAGUGCAAUACAACAGAAACCCACUGCCUAUGUUAGACCAAUGGAUGGGCAAGAUCAGGCUCCAGAUGAAUCACCUGAACUCAAGCCACUACCGGAGGAAUACAAUGAACAGUCCUAUGGAAAAAUAACAAAUUUAAAAACCAACACCAAGACCAACUUACCCAAAUUGAAAAUACCUGCGGAACCAAUUGAGCAGUCUUACUCCAAUGAAGCCCAUUGUGUUGAAGAAAUUUUGAAGGAAAUGACCCAUUCAUGGCCACCUCCUUUGACAGCCAUCCAUACUCCUAGCACAUCUGAGCCUUCAAAGUUUCCAUUCCCUGUAAAGGAAACCCAGCAGUCUGGAUCAGUAAUUCAGAGCCAGAAGCAGUAUGAUGUGCCUUUGAAGACUUUGUCUGUUUCUCAGCAAGGAACAUCAACACUGCAUAAAGAUCUAGAGAUCAGUGACAGUGAAGACUGCGAUGAUGACCAAGUUUCUGAUAAACCGUCUUCCUCAUCAACGCCUCCAAGUGCCCCACAAUCGCAGCCUGAGAGUGUGGCAUUGGCUCAUUCCAGCAGUCCGGAAUCUGAGAGCACAAGUGACUCAGACAGUUCCUCUGAUUCUGAGUCUGAGAGCAGCUCUACUGACAGCGAAGGGACUGAUCCUCCAACGAGAGUCUCUACACCUGAGCUUUUGGACAUCCACAGAAGAUCACCUGGACAUGGAUCAAAGUUGAAUCUGUACUGGCCUGAUCCACAAACAUCCAACAGAUGUUGGCAGCUGAAUAACUGGCUGAUCAAAGUAAACCAGCCAGUAUCUCCCACAGAGAGUUUCCUGGAGGAUGACCAUAGUAGAGGCAGUGUCCAGGAGGGCAAAGGACAAGGAAAAGCUGUCAGCACUAGCAGUGGCAAUGGAGGCAAAAGGGAAUGUCAAAUGACAGAUGGUCACUCCAAAACUGGCAGCAGAGUGUCUCGGUCAAGUCAAGAUGUACAUCUCCCUACCAAACGAAAUUACCAAAAGUCUCCUGUGGCCCCAGAGGACCCACUCCACCAGACUGUGGGCAGUAAGCAACCCAGAAAAUCCAACAAAGCUACAGUUCAGGAGGAACCAAAGAGAGGUCUGACAGUUGAAAGUGAACCACCUGGACCAUAUGGGCCCAAGGACCAGUCUUCCAAAGACAAACCUAAGGUGAAAACGAAAGGGAGGCCAAAGUCUGACGAUAAGAAGGAAUUGAAACCAACUGCACCAGAAACCACUGAGAAGAAAAAGCACAAGGGUUUGCACCAAACUCUUAAAACAUUAUUUACCCAUGAUGAUGCAAAAGUAGAUGUGGCUGGCGGUGCCCUGGAACAAUUGCCCCUCAGUCCUCUCAGUGCAAGCCCGAGGGUGGUUGCUACCAGUAGAACUAAUUGCUCCAAGGCAUCUGUUACAGUCAAGGAGGAACUUCAAAGGGACAAAUUUAUUUUGCCUAUCAGGGAUAAGAAGUUGCUGUCACCCUUGAGGGAUUGUCCCAUCCCACCAGGGCUUGUGGUUAAAAUUGAGCUUGCUCUCCUCUCACGGAUCCCUCAGCCUCCUGGGAAGGGACUCUUCCCUAAAAAACAUGAACUUAAAGAGAGCCAUGGGAUGAAAAAGCAGAGCAUUGACAAGAGAAGCACAGAAACGCCAAGCAAAACUCUCCAAAAGAGAAAGCAUGAAGAUGCACUGAGAAAUGAUGAGAAGAAAGUCAAGCUGGAUAAAGAAACCAAAUCCUCUUCAUCUUUAGGCCAUAAAGAUUCCAGUAAGACCAAGAUGUCAAAGCUCUCAGUAACAGAGACACAGAGGAAAGAGGUGCCACUGCCGAUGCCGCCCCCACUGUCUCCCAUGCAGCCUGCCCAGAAGCCAGCUAAGACAGCCCAGAAGAGGCCAAAGAGCGAAAGCGAUGCCUGCUAUCAAGUUCCGGGUCCCAGUAUCAGCACUGCCAAGAGCAAAGAGAGCCACAAAGAGUCUUCAUCCUCCAAGCACAGGAAACUGGAGGGGAAACCUUUGGAAAGCUCCAAAAGUGACAAAGGCUCUGCAGACGAUGUUCCAAACCCCUUCCCAGUGCCUUCUUUGCCAAAUGGUACCUCCAAGCCAAUGAAACCUCAAAGCAAGCCUCACAGACAACAUCCAGUGGAAUUUCACUUAAAGGAAGCCAAAAGGUUGAAGCACAAAGCUGAUGCAAUGACAGACAAAGUUGGAAAGGCCUUCAAAUACUUGGAUGCUGCCCUGUCCUUUAUUGAGUGUGGCAUUGCAAUGGAAUCGGACCCCCUCUCACCAAAGCCAGCCUAUACCAUGUUUGCAGAGACCAUAGACCUCAUUAAAUUCAUAAUGACAUUAAAAUCCUUUGCGGACUCUUCAACAACCACACAAGAAAAAAUCUUCAUUGUGUUUUGCAUGCGCUGCCAAGCCAUUCUGUACAUGGCAAUGUUUCGCUAUAAAAAGGACACAGCAAUAAAGUAUUCCCGGACUCUUAAUGAACAUUUCAAGAGUUCUUCUAGAAUUGCCCAAGCACCUUCUCCAUGUGUUGCAAGGAGCACAGGCACACCUUCUCCUCUUUCCCCAAUGCCCUCUCCAGCUGGCUCGGUCAGCUCCCAGACGGGUUCCAGCACCAGCAGCUGUGGAAGCAGUGGCCUCGGCUCUUCAGUCAGCGUCCCUCAUUAUAUCCCGACCAUCACCUCUUCCUUUGUCAACAUCACUUCUUAUAUUCUGUACGCCUAUGACUUCUGGGAACAAGCUGAUCUUCUGGCUAGGAAGAAUAAGAAAUUUUUUUCCAAGCUCAGCACUGCUGCCUGCUUUCUCUCGUUGAACAGCAGUAUGAUCGAACUCGUACACUACACCCGCCAGGGACUGCAGUGGCUGAGACUGGAAUCAAACAUGCCUUAAUGGGUGAUUCAAGAUGAGGAUUUUGCCUUGGACUCUUUUGCACUUUGAAAGCCUCAGAAAUAGCCUUGUGGGCUGACUGGUUGGAUUUAAAAAGAAACAACAACAACAAAAAAGCACCUGGAACAAGUUUGAAUGAAGCACGAUCGAAGGGAUCUGGCACCACUGGAAAACUUUUAGGGACUACAUUUCUACUAUGCCAAUGGGCCACUUGGAAGAUAAAGAGUGAAGAAGAGGCCUCAAAGUGGAAGAUGCCUUUCUUUCAAAGGACAAAGUGCAAUUGUCUCCUUUCUCUACCCCUGCCCCUUUUUCCCCCAUCAUGGUUUCUUUGUGUCAAUGGUCUAUAAACAUUUCUAGUAAUGAAUAACCAGCAAGAUAAUCAAUCAGUCAGCACACAUGAAGAUGCGCCAGUGAGAAGGAAAUCCAUUUCCCAAAGGAUUUUCUGCAACAUCUAAGGAUGCAUCAAUAGCCAGGGGCCCAGUGUUGGAUUCAGAUUUUUCUUUUCUUUUUUUUAAAGUAUAAAUCGCACGUGCAUCUCCUUCCGGCAGGUGGCAGGGCCCGGGGAAUCAGGGAGGGAAUUCUUCAGCCAUAAAUUGAACUUUCUGUCAAAACAAAAAGCCGUCUUCCUGCCAGUCUCCUCCUCCGUGUGCUACUAGCGCCCAUUUGUUGCACUAUUUCUUCUGUCCUUCUGGCCCGUAGCGGGCUUAUCCCACUUUCCCUAGUUUGCCCCUCUCUCUCCUUUUCCCAUUCCCUGUUUGUGUUUGUGUUUUUGUCUUGCUGUUUGUGGCAGCACGUAGCAGUUUCAGCUGUCCUGGGUGGUCGUUUCAUGAUAUUGCAGUUGGCACGUUGACAAUCUCAUGAGAACAGCAGCUUGCUAGGCCUGCGAUGUCAGAAUCGAGUUUGAACAGAAGACACACGGUGUAGGCGAUGUUGACUCCCUCGCCUCUGGGCUGUCUAAAUUAGGGAUAUGAUUCUAGUUCAUCCAUGGAGUAGCUGUGAUAAAAUGCACUACUGAAGAGGAAUGGGUUGCCACUGCUGAUGGUAAAGAUGCUGCGCCUUUGGAUCUUAGUAGCUCCACACAAGGGACACAGAGCAGUUGCAAGGAAGGGAGAGUGCUCUCCAAGAAUUCCCUUCUAGUUACAUGAAGUUUAUUGGGAGAUAUUUAAGGAUCUGUGGGAGGGGGCAACUUUGCAGUGUGCCAUUUCAGUUCACCUUCCCUAAAAUGGUAGGUUCAGAUAGUGCCUUGGUUGAUGCACAGAUUUUCAUUAACGCUGGCAGGGGGGCUGCCCGGCUCAGUUUAACAUGAUCCCUUUCGAUAUGUUGUCGAAGGCUUUCACGGCCGGCAUACGAUGGCUGGUGUGGGUCUUCCGGGCCGUGUGGCCGUCUUCCAGAACACGGCCACCCAGCCCAGAAGACCCACACCAGCCAUGAUCCCUUUCGUUUAAGAGAAUUGUUUCCUCACUAGUAAGAUAGUUAGCUCCAUCAACUUGGAAAACCCUGGAUCCUCCAAUGCAAGUAAGCAGCAGUUAUCUCCAGUCCGCAAACACCUUUCUGCUUCUUUCAUUAAUUUACAAAAAUCCCCAUUAAUGAGAGUGCUGUAUUUGUUUCCUAUAUCCUGUUUAGCGGAAGAAACAAAAGUGGUCUGUUUAGUUUAAAAUAUAUUGUACUCCCCUCUUUUCAGCCAUGCCUUUAAUUCUCCCAUUUGCAUCUGUUAUCGCUUGAUUUAAGACAGACCAGUGGGGGAAUAUUUUCCAGAUAAAUUACUCUUUAGUGUGGUUAUGGGUUUUCCUUUUUGGCUGAUUCCCAGGGUCGAAAAGUUGGAAUCAGGCAUUUCUGAACCUUUGCUUUAAAUACAGACAGCUAUUUUUGUGGAGUUGAAGUAGAGCAUUCCUAUUUUCCCAUAGAAUGAUUUCCUUGCCAACGAUAGUAAUAAAUCUUAUGAUUCCACAUUUUGAAGAGAUACCCAUUGUACAGAAUCUUCCUGAUUCUUUCAGGGCAGAUUUGGUUUGGUGAUAAUUCAGCCCCCACAGAAAAAGAGCACGGAAGCGUAAGGAACAGAAAAGCCUUGGAGAAUUUCCAGAAAUAACCCACUUCUAUUUAUAAAAGAUUUUGUUUUGUUUUGUUUUCCCUCAAACUGUUUAAAUACAAGUUACUAUUUAAUCUUGAAGAAGAUAAGGUGGAGAUCUUGGAACCCUACUGAAUUGGUGCAAAACACACAUACAGACACAUACCCAAGGAACUUGUUUGAACUGAUGGGCAGUAGAAGGACUGCUUAAUCUUUUGUCAUACCUUGCCUGCAUCUAAAACUGCAGUUGGAGAAAGGAUGAUGAAAAGCAAGAGACACUCUUUGUGAUCCUGAUUGCUCUUGGGCAGAGAACAGACUCUGCAGACUCCAGGCAGCUCUCAAAUGCUUAGCUUCAUCCCUAUGCAGCAGGCAACCUCAACAGCCUCUUGGGGCCCUAGUACCCUACCCCUAAACUGCUGAAACCUCAUGAAUAUCAAUGAGAUGUUGCUUGAGAUCACUGAGAUCUCAGCUGAGAAUUCCAAAACUCUGUCAGAUUUUGGGGAAUUCUGGGGCACCUCCUGGUAAACGUUUUGGUAUCCACGAGCACUAUACUGCUGAUCUCUGUUAUGCAGGGAUAUACAGGUUCCAAUCAGAAAUACAUUUUUUAACUCACAAAAUUCAUGCAACAAUAUCUCAGGAACGGAGGAAGUCCAUCAAAAUGUUAGGUUUUAAAUGCAACUGGAUUGGUACCUGCUCGUCCUAGAUAAGGAUUUGGUCCAAGUAUGGGACAGUGGGCUGGUUGCACCCACCUGUCUUAUCACACUAACCAGACAUGAAAACUCUGAGCUCUUGGGCCUGGGUGAGAAACAGGCAAACCCUAAAUUUGCUUUGUCUCCCUAUUGCAGAUGACAAACCUCCCUUUUCCCCUCAGUCUUUGUAGUCUCAGGACCGAGUUUCUUCUCUCUCCCUCCCUCCUCCUCUCCUGAAUAACUCCUGAUCCUUUGCUGCUGCUUUUGCUUUAUUAACUAUACUCUGAUAUAAAGAAUCCUCAGUUGUUAAGGGGCCCCACUUCAGCCCACUUAUUGAGCACUUUAUUCAAAAGAUUGUGAUAAUCUGUUCCAUACCCCCUCCCACUUACUCAUUCAAUCCCAGAAUCUCCCAGAGAUUCAGUGACUAAUCUCUGUGUUAAAAAGAAACGAAGCCUGCAGUGCGUUAAUGCUACUGAUUUUAUGUGACUGCUCAUAAAAUGAUAGGAAAAAAAAAGCAAUAGAGGUUUCAUUUCAUUAAAAAAAAAAGUUAAAAUCUGAUUUGAUUUGGGAAAGGCUGUAUAAAACCUCUUUCACAACUGAACAGGAGUGAAGCUUCUCAGUUUUCCAGAGAAGUGAAGAUGAUUCUCCAGUUUGAACAGCCUACUCUUUCGUGUUCUGUGAUUUGUCUUUUUCUUUCUUUCCUUUUUAAUUUUACAUGAAAUUGCAGAGAAACAGUCCAUUCAUGAGGAUCAGGUUUAGAAACCUUAUGUUUUCUUCCAAAUUUUUUUUAACAGAGCAAUUAAUGAUCAGAAUCCAUUUAAUCCCUAUUCUAGGCUCUGGUUCCCAGCUAUACAUGGGCAUUCCAUGGAUUUCAGCCAGAGCCAGGGUUCCAGUUCUCUAUCCAAGGAGCAAGAAAUAAAUGUUUUUCCAUUUUAAACACAAGUCUGUGGAGCUGCACACUCAAAGCAGCUUCCUUUCCAGAUAUUUAUUUAGAAUUAUAAUUAAUGUAUUUAAAAUUGACAAUGUUCUAUAUAUCUAAGAUAACCAUAAUUUAAUAAUUUGCAAGUUCCAUUGACACUGGAGAUGUGGACUGAACAUUAGAUUGAUGACAAUUUUAUUUUUAAAGGGCAAUUUCUCUUCCUAUCUAUCCUUCUCUUUUCCACUCUGUUCCCAUGGUUUCUUUAUUAAAAUCUGUACAUUUAAAUUUAUUAUGGGAUGUUGUGUCUCCAUCUUGUAAAUAUUUCUGCCCUGUAUAUUGGUGGUAUUUCCAGAUUGAUUUGUUUAAUUCUGUGGGGUAAUAAAAUAAAUAUUAAAUGAAGCAGCA
Python bivittatus (Burmese python) is the source of this 7988-nucleotide messenger RNA. Lineage: Eukaryota; Metazoa; Chordata; Lepidosauria; Squamata; Pythonidae. The record is from RefSeq and is a predicted model, not a curated record.